AUGGGGAGCGACGGCGACGGCGACGGCGAGGCGGGGAUGCGGAUGCAGCUCGUGUCGGGGACAGGCGAGUUCGAUCGCGAGGGGCUUGAGCGAUUCGCGCGUGCGACGCGCAUGACGGAGUGCGGCCUGUCGUACGCCGUCAUCGCCAUCGUCGGGCCCCAGAGCAGCGGCAAGAGCACGCUGCUGAACCACCUCUUCCACACCACCUUCGAUGAGAUGGACGCGCUCAAGGGCAGGCGGCAGACCACGCAGGGCAUCUGGGUGGCGGAGGCGCGCGGCAUUCGCCCCUUCACCCUCGUGCUGGACAUUGAGGGCACUGACAGCCGCGAGCGCGGCGAGGACGACACCACGUUUGAGAAGCAGAGCUCGCUCUUUGCCCUCGCUGUCGCUGACGUCAUCAUCGUUAACAUGUGGUGCCACGACAUUGGUCGAGAGCAAGCCUCCAACAAGCCAUUGCUGAAAACGGUCUUUCAGGUGAUGAUGCGCCUCUUCACGCCCCGCAAGGCCACGCUGCUCUUUGUCAUCCGCGACAAGACCAAGACCCCAAUGGACACACUGGAGCCCAUCCUAAGGGAGGACAUUCAGAAGAUCUGGCAGAGCGUGCCCAAGCCGCAGAAGCAUCAGGACACACCCUUCGCUGACUUCUUCAAUGUGGAGGUCACAGCUCUCCCCAACUUUGAGGAGAGAGAGGAGGAGUUCAAAAGCCAGGUGGCCAGGCUGAGGGACCGGUUUCAGGACUCGGUGGCGGAGGGGCGGCUGGCGGGGGAUCGGCGGGGGGUGGUGCCGGCGUCGGGCUUCCCCCUGAGCGUGGCGGAGAUGUGGCGCGUGAUCCGAGAGAACAAGGACCUCGACCUGCCCGCCCACAAGGUGAUGGUGGCCACGGUGCGCUGUGAGCAAAUCGCCGCGGAGAAGCUUGCCCAGCUGCAGGACAGCGAGGAGUGGGUGGCACUGCAGGCAGCAGGGGAGGCGGGCAGGGAGGCGGAGCACUUUGGUGGGCGGGCCAAUGAGCUCGCGGCUAGUGCGCUUGCUACGUACGACGCGGAGGCAGCGUACUUCGAGGAGGGAGUGAGGGACAGCAAGCGCCAGUUGCUGCUCAAAGGCAUGAGCGCUCUCAUCCGUCCAGUGCAUACGGCAGUGGUGGCGGCAGCAGCAGCUCGCUGCUUCCACUCCUUCAAGACGGACCUGGAUGAGGCCACAGGGGGGCGCGACGGCAGCGCUGCUUCCUUUGCUGAUUCUUCUGCCGCCUGCCUGCAGGCCGCUGCGCUCUCCUUUGAGUCCGACGUUGAGGAUGCUGACGUGGCGCUGUUCAGUUGGUCGGUGGAGGAAGUGAGGGCGAAGCUCACGGCUGACAUGGAAUCCCACGUGGCGUCGCUGCGAUCGCAGAAGCUCAAGCAGAUCGUCACGGAUGCAGAGGCGUCCCUGUCAGAGGCGAUCUCAGAGCCGAUCGCAGCAUUGCUAGAAACCGUGACGGACAACACGUGGCGGGACAUCAGGGCCGUGUUCUUCCACCAGCUGGACGCUGCCUGCAGCGACGUGGAGCAGGCUGUGGGGGGGUUUCAGUUGGGGGAGGAUGAGCAGGCGCGCUUGAAGGGCGCUGUGGAGGCGGCGGGGCGGAAGGUGGUGGAGGAGCGGGUGAGACGGGAGAGCCAGCAUGCGCUGUCGCUCAUGAAAGACAGGUGGAAAGGGGAGGGGGAGGGAGGCAGUGAGGGGGAAAAUCUGGAUGUUUCUGAAAAUGCAACGAUUGUUGGCUGGAUGAUUCUCGCCACCUCUCCCUCCCUCCUCUUCCCUCCCUCCUCUAACCCUACUCCUUUCCCCUUUCUCCUCCCCCCCUCCCUUUUCUCCUUGCCGCCCAUUCCCCUCCUCUCCGCCCAUUCCCCUCCUCUCCGCCCAUUCCCCUCCUCUCCGCCCAUUCCUCAUUUCCCCCUGCACCCCUCUCCCCCCCAUCAGGCGCUGAGGCUGCUGGCGGUGGUGGCGGCAAUGCGGCUGGACACGGUGGACAACUCCAUCGAGACCACUCUCUUGUCUCUUCUGGGGGAGGGCGCUACUGGGGAGGGCGGCGACUCGUCGCGGACGCAGGACGGGGAGUCGGGGGAGGGGGACGGGGAAGUAGAGGGGGAAGGGGAAGGGGAAGGAGAGGGGAAGGGGGGGAGCAGGAGAGUGCAGCGGGUGUUCACAUCAGCAGGGCUGCUGGCUGCUAGCAAAUGGGAAAAGGUGAGCCGGUGGAUGGGCAGGGGAGGGGAAGGGGCUGCUGUUGGGGGUUUGGAGGUCGCCCCAGACUGCACGUUCCUGACGCCUGGGCAGUGCCGAGCGCUGUGGGGCAAGUUGAAGGCGGAGACCCAAUACGUGGUGGCGCAGGCCAUGCAGACUCAGGAGGCAAGUCGGCGGAACAACGCAUGGCUGCCCCCCCCGUGGGCCAUUCUAGCCAUGGUGGUGCUGGGGUGGAACGAGUUCAUGGCUGUGCUCAGGAACCCAGUGCUGCUGCUGCUGGGAGUGUUUGUCUUCUUCAUGGGGCGCGAGGUCAUGGCUCAGCUGGACCUGGGAGGCAUCUUUGACAACGGCAUGGUACCGGGGCUCAUCACCCUGGCAGCGCGAGCAGGUCCCAUCAUAAUCUCUGUGCUCAAGCGGCUGGGCGAGCAGGCAGAGGCGGCUUUUACUGCUAACAAUGGCCCCGUGCCGGGGCCUCUGCGCCCCAACUGGCACAGCGAGGGAGACGAGGAUGGGGGCGAUGUGGCGAUGCAGGACUUCAGCGCGGGGAGCAGUGGGGAGGGGGGGCUGAGGCAACGAGGGAGCAGGCGGGAGGGAGAGGGCAGGGAGGGGGGCGAUGAUGGGGAUGUGUGGCGAUGUGGCGAUGAGGGAUUUCAGUGCGGGGAGCAGUGGGCAGAGGGGCUGAGGCAAUGA
Closterium sp. Naga37s-1 is the source of this 2898-nucleotide messenger RNA. Lineage: Eukaryota; Viridiplantae; Streptophyta; Zygnematophyceae; Desmidiales; Closteriaceae. The record is from the annotation of a GenBank genome assembly.